CGACGAGCUGAAAAGUAAAUGCGACUCGAUGAUGCGCCCAUGUGUACUCAGUGAUAUUCAUGUUGAAUUCGCGCACGGUGACGUUCGUGUUUGCGAUAAAAUUUAAAUGUUCAACGACGGAGUGUACACAUACACGGGUGUCGUUGCGCACUACUGACGAGAGGACACGCGUAGCAAAACUUCGCAUACAAAGGAGAGAACGGGCCGAUGUUGUAACGCACGUGCCAAAAUGGAUGAGCAAAACGUUCACGGAGGUAUCGGCGAUAUAAAUAGUGCGGUGGCGACUAAAGCCUUAAUUAUACCACGCAAGAAGAGAAUAUGCUUAGUUGGCACAGCUUGCAAUGAUCCUGCACUUGGUCAUGCUGCCCUGCAAUUUAAAGUAUCUGUACUCAAGUCAGAAACUGGUGCAGAAUAUGUCGAGGACACUAGUUAUCACACUUAUUUUGUACUCAAACAAUUCGAAGGUCCCGAGUUUGAUACCUUGUGUAAGAGUGCUCAUAGAAUACUGGGACCCACAGCUUUACUGCAACUGGCAGAGAAGAAAGAUUCACUGCCUAGUAUCAAACGACCAUUGUACACACAAGCUAUGGUAGGCACAGUAGUGGUGUUUAGUGGAUUUCGAGCUAAAGAGGAUGAACUGCGCAAAUUAGCCAAUAUGAUUCUUAGUAUGGGAGGUAGUAUCCGUAAAGAGAUGGGUAUCAAAGUGACGCAUCUCAUUGCAAACCAUUGCAGUGGAGAGAAGUAUAGAUAUGCCGACACAUUUGGAUUGCCUAUUAUGUCAGUAGAAUGGAUAAUAGCAUUAUGGAAUGCCAAAGAUGAUGUUUCCAGUUAUGCGAAAAAAUUAAUAGCAACUUAUAAAUUAAAACCAUUUUAUGGAGCAAAAGUGUGUUUCUUUGGUUUUCCCGAAGAAGAGAAAAAACAUAUGUGUGAAGUCCUGGAGCAACAAGGUGGUGAAUCUACUGAAAUAGAUAAUCCAAAUUGCACUCAUGUGGUGAUAGACGUACCGGGUCCUUUCUACAAGAAAUCCAACAUGAUUAACAAGUUAUCAUAUCUGAAAUAUCAACCUAGUCUUAAUCCGCUUUUCUUAACACGUUUCAAGCCGGUUCCUUCUCCUCUUUAUAAUCCUUAUUCAAACUCAUUUUUUAUUCCGAUAAAAACACGUGCUAAAUAUAAUGGUAUAUCAAGCAAUGAAAAUGCAGAUUUUGUAGAAACACAAAAACAUUACUUUUCAUCAAAAAGCAUUUCGUUUAUAUCGCAAAUGCUUGAUGUAGACACCAGUCAGUAUAACAGUCAGUGGUCUGAUCUUAUUCCUAAUAAUAACCAAGAUUCUACCUUUCAUGCUAGCAUGGACAAUUAUUGUCCUGACUUGCAAAAUUCAAUAAUUAAAUCUGGCAAUAUGCUUCAUCAUUUUGUAGAGCAAAAUGAUUCUGGUAUAGAUAUAAACAAGUCAUCUAAUCUAUCUGAUGUUUUUACCUUGUCAGAUAAAUGUUCAAAUUCGAUAUUAACAAUAAAUGAUAACAAAAUUAAAUUUAAUAUUUCCGAAAAUUCUUUAUUUAGCAGCAAUCAUUCUCUUUACGAGAUUACGUCAAAUUUUCCAAUAAAAUCGGAUGACUUGAAAAGUCCUAAAUCUUUUGAGAAAAAUAAUGUACAUAACAUUUCUAUAUCAUCAAUGAAUAAUAACGCGAUGUCCUUGAAAUAUCGUAAAAAUAUUCACUACAUACAAAAUAACACGUCAAUGACUAAAAGAAUUAUAACUCCGAAACGAUAUGUAAAGUGGAGGAAAACUAGUUCUUGUACAUCCGUCCAUAAAAUGGCGACAUUUGAAAAAUAUAAGUUCAUGAAGACGCGUUCAUAUCCGAACAUAUUAAAACAUUAUGACGAACAAUAUAGUGAUACGUUCGUACAUAAUACAUUAGGUGAAAAAAGUAAAUAUUUAUCUAAAUCGUACACAUCCAUUUUCUCAAAAAUCAGUCAUUUUUCCUUUUGCACGAUAUUUCCUGUUGACAAACAAGAUAUUUCCAACAACUCUUAUUAUCCGCCUCCCGAGAAAACUAUGUUCAAAAAGAAAUAUACAUCCUUAUCCAAGUCUUUCCCAGUACCUACAAAAAUUUCGAACGCUAAAUACAACUCAAGGAAUACCUUUAUACCUAAUGGGAAAAAUUGCAAUGCCGCACCUACAUCAGAUGAUACAAAAAUUGACUGCACAGAUUUGAGAACACAGGACAAAUCAUUGCUCGCGGUUGUAGACGAGUCCAAUGUGAAUGUAUUACCAAACUUGGGUUCAGUCUCAGCUUUUAUAGUCAAAACUGGAUGGUUUUGGACAUCUGUACAGAAUGAAGCAGCAGCCGACGAGAAAGACUAUUUGUUUGAACACUACCUAGAAACGGUCCUGUCUCCUAAUGCGUCUGGCAGACGGGACAGUCAACAGAUUGCAGGACAGAGUGUAGCGUUACCGAAACAUCCCUACUGGUUAGGUACUCCAUUAUCUAAUUUUUUGCAGAAUGGGGCAGAUUCACCAGCAAGUGUUAGUGGGAGCUUUUUGGAUUGCACGGCGAGUCCUGAUAAACAAUUGCUGGACGAUAUUCCAGAGGUAGAAACUAUUGACAUAAAGAAGGUCAGGGGAAAUUUGUCGAAACGUCAUCAAGUUUUCCUUGAAUUAGUAGAGACUGAAUCCAAUUAUGUGGGUAUUCUUAAUACAAUUAUGACGCUAUUCAAAUUACCAUUGGAAAAUCUUAUUGGGAAAAAUGGAAAAGAAUUAUUAAAUAGUACAGAAGCUAGAAUAAUAUUUGGAAACUUUCCACCCAUCUACGACGUUCAUAAACAGUUGUUGGAAUCAUUACGUUACAGUGCUACACAUUGGACAGAAGACAUUAGUAUCGGCAAAAUAUUUCUAAAGUUCGAACCAGAUUUGGUUAAAGCAUACCCGCCAUAUGUUAAUUUCUUCGAAAAUACAAAACAAAUGUUGGACCAAUGUGAUCAAAACAAACCACGAUUCCAUGCCUUCUUGAAAAAUUGUCAGACGAUACCAGAAUGUGGUAGACAAAGCUUGAAAGAACUGUUAAUUAAACCAGUACAAAGGUUACCCAGUAUUAAUUUAUUGUUAAACGAUAUUCUUAAGCAUACUGAUAAAAGUAAUCCAGAUCAUAGCGCCCUGGAAGCUUCUAUUAGCUGUAUUAAGAAUGUCAUGACGUACAUAAAUGAAGACAAAAGGAAAACGGAGCGCCAGUUAGCAAUGUUCGAUAUCUUCAAUGAGAUUGAUAAUUGCCCACCGCAUUUAGUUUCCUCGCACAGAUCGUUCGUCGCCAAAUGUGACGUAAUGGAACUUACAGAAGGUCUUAGCGGUCGGGGUGACCAUUUGGUAUUGUUUCUAUUUACCGAUACUCUCGAAGUAUGCAAGAAGAGGUCGAAAGCCUUUAACUCUUUAAAAAGCCCCAAUACAAUGAAUGGCUUGCAAUCGAGUAAAUUAAGUCAAGGAAAGCCGUAUAAGCAUAUAAAACUACUAUCACUAAAUACUAUACGAAAAGUCGUGGACAUACGAGAAACAGAAGAAUGUCACAAAGUAUUUGCGCUUGUGGUUCGAAGCAAUCAAGAACUAAAGGAAAAAUUGUUUUCAUUUGUGAUUACCGAUGAAGAAGUGAACAAAACGAAUUAUUUGCGGACUUUGUGUAGACAAAUGGCUAUCGCUAUUUGCGUAGCUGAUGCGGAUACAUUACUCAUUAGUCAUGACUCCCAUCAGUUUGAAAUUGAUACAAGCGAUAUAGCGUCAGGAACAUUAAAGAAAACAAUUAAGAGCCUAUUUCAUAAUUUUUACCUGGAGUAUAUGGACCCGUAUGUGUUCCUACUCAAUAGCAUGUGUGAAACUACGUUACAUGUCCCACUACCGUUCGCAUCUCGUACAAGGGCGAGAGUUGGCAGAGCUUUUAGUUUCAAUAAAACUCCAAGCAAAUUAAAUAGAGCAAUGUCCACAAUUAUGUCACCGUUCGGAGUGCCGCAAAAUCUUGCUCCAACGAAUCAGCAGAGAAAUCAGAUGCGGCUAGGCAGCUGCAGCAAUAUCAACGAGCUGGAUAAUGAUGGCUCAAGUUCUCCAACUAGAGAUGACGUUAUUGUAGCACCGAUGUCGGAUCAACCGACUCGAAAGGCUCUUAGUAUGGCUUCGUUGCGAAGGUUGUAAUUAUUAUGCAGGAAGUCGUACUUUCUUUUUACUACAGUAUAUAGUAUUCUGACAAAGAGACGUGCAUUUGUAACAAACUACUGUGAAUUUGUUCUGCGGGGAUCAUACAGAGGAGGUCCGACCUUUGAACAGCAAAGCAAAAUUAUUACGUACUACUACAACUUCGUCUUUAUUGUUAUAACGGGAAUACAGAUCUUUCCAUCAAGCUGAUAAAUUCCAAGUUCUUUAUCGCAAGUAGAAUUAAGUUUCAAAGAAAACGUGCGCGUAUGUAUAUUAUUCGAACUCAAAUCUGAGAUCGUCCAUAAAUAAUCGAAUAAUUUGUUGUACUUGCCAAUGUGCCAAUGCAUAAUUGUGUCCAUUUUGUAACGAAAUUGCAUAUCGCCAAUUACUAUGAAUCUAUAAUGGUUCGCUUUGACAAUACUGUAUUCAGUGACUUCCGAUUCGCGUCCAGUUUAUCACAGGAUGGUCAUUUAUUGCUAUUUUAUACAUCGACAAGAUUUGAUAUAAGAAUUGCAAGAAUAGCUGAGAAUCAAGCUCCGCAAUUUUGCAAUAUAGACGAAAGCAAGGACAGGUUUGCGAAAUCCCACGAAUAUUUGUUAGUGAUCUCGCGUACGUGGUAGGUGUUAAAAAUUCCCGGUGUCAGAUGUAUCAUUGGAAUUUAUCCGGAAUAACGAUAAACACGCCGAUUCCUUCCAAAAGAUUGAUCAUAUAACGACAAUGAGAAGGAUAUUGUAAAUUGCUGCAUACAUACACACACUAGCACAUUAGCAUUUUGUUGAUAGUCCGUUAUUUUAAAACAGGCUCCGAAGUUUAUUUUUCAGUUGAGCCGGUAGCAUGAAGCAAAAGGAGGUUACACACAAUUUAGUUUAUUUGCAAAAUGACCGACUGUUAAAUGCACUCGGCGAAAGAUCUUAUAAGCGUAAUUUUCGUGUUUUCUUUUUUUUUUCUUUUUUUCUUUCGUAAUCUCGUUUUUGUUUACUUAAUCAAUACAUCCUGUGCCUUUGAUUUAUCCCGAGGAAAUUGCGAUAGCGUCGCUUUUAAAUGAAUUCGAUGAAGCCGAGGACCAAACUUUAACGUUUCACAACAUUUGGUAUUAACGACAAACUUCUUUUAUAUGUACGUCUUUCUUAUCACUAGGAUAACAAAGCGAAAGAAAUUGCGAUGUAACGUUGGUAGAUGUAUUUUUAGAGCAUCGUAUAUGUAUUGAUUGAUUGAAGAGAAACGAAGCGAGAGUUACGAGAGACUGUAGAGAAAAUUAAUAGAAUACAAUAGAAAAUUUUGGUUAUAGCUUAUAAGGCCUCACGGCUGAUGCAGAUUUACAUUACUGAUUGCACGCGCGCCCGCGUGCGAGAGAGUGUAUUCCUCCCUCUCUCUUCUUAUGAUAAAUAUAAUUAGUGCCUUGUGUAAUUGGAAGCGCGGGCGGAAGUGUGUAUCAUAUGACAGUGUGUACAUUGUGAAUGUGAAUUUAACGCGUGAUUCGUGCAAGAUCCGUAAUUAGCGGCAUAUAUUUAAUGUCUCACGAUUUGCCGAAGUUGCUGAAUAGUAUUUUAUGCCCGAUACACGCCGUUCGCGUUAGAUACUUAAGUAAUAUUACUACUCGUCGACAUGGCUGUAUGCGCUUUCGAAACGGUGACAUGAUACUUUGUACUUGUUUGUGACAUAGCAUAUCUCGUAACAACGAAACAGUGCUUCUUGCCAAUGCCAUUGAACAGGCAAUACCUACUCAAAGUAAGUAUUGCCUAUUCGUAAUUGUUAGAAUGAGAGUCCUCAGGCAAAAUGGUAGCAUAAAUUUCGCCUUUACAUCGCCUUUAUGUCGGAAAGAGAACGUGCGGAUUUUUCACGUGUACCAUUCAUCUCCGCAUGUAUACACUCACAUCGUCGUGAACGUGAAAUCUUAACGUCGAGUGUAAAACGGUGAUCGUUACGACUUUCCAUGAUGAGGCCGAUUACGAAUUUAUUCUGCUCUUUUGUCUCAUGGUUCGAGCCAUCCGGUGAAAUUCGAUAAUAAUAAAUGUCCACUCGGACAUGUUCUUCCCGUGUAUAAACACCAAUAUCAUCGUCGGUCUAAAAGAUCGCUAAUUAGUGGUGCGACCGCACGGGGAACGCUUCGAUCAUCGUAUGCGCUUCGCACGUGACCGGCACCGAGUGUCAUUUUUCUCUCUUAUCUCAAAGAGUAUUAGUCGAAGUGAUGUAGUAGUAGUGGUGGUGAGAGAGAGACAGAGAGAGAGAGAGAGAAAGAGAGAGGCAGAGCUGUGUAGUUGUAUGCGCCGAGGCGAAAGCUUUCCGAGUUAUCACAAACGCAUUGUAAAUAUAGUGGAGUUAAGUACCUAAGAUAGUAAAACGCAUCGUAAUAUAGACGACAUUUUGUACUACACGCGUAAGGUUGUCGUAAUAUCGCCUGAUGAUUUUCCGCGUAGCCGUUAUUAUUUAUAUUAUACUGUAAGGGAAUGUAUAAAUUUAAUCUUUAUUAUGUAAAGCCAAAAACACAUAUGCAGACACAAUACAUACACACAGACACACACACAUACGGAGUGCAUUGUUCAUUCAAGAAACGUUCGUCCGUUUCCCUCCUACUCAUCCAUCUCACUCUUCCGAGAGUACUUCCGGACACGCGAUAGCGACGUUAUCGCCGAAAGUUCACUCCCGAAGAGCCCACGCUCGCCGUUUUAUUGGCCGUGAGAGGAGGCAUUUGCAUCUUGCACUAUGCGUGGUCUUCCGGAAAGUAGAUACGGCUA
Messenger RNA from Harpegnathos saltator (Jerdon's jumping ant), 6906 nucleotides. It is a transcript of the gene pbl, whose product is annotated as epithelial cell transforming 2 pebble. Gene Ontology annotation, cellular component: nucleus; cell cortex. Lineage: Eukaryota; Metazoa; Arthropoda; Insecta; Hymenoptera; Formicidae. Gene Ontology annotation, molecular function: GTPase activator activity; guanyl-nucleotide exchange factor activity. Bases 230 to 4171 code for a protein of 1313 amino acids. The transcript is spliced from 17 exons. The record is from RefSeq and is a predicted model, not a curated record. Gene Ontology annotation, biological process: regulation of cytokinesis, actomyosin contractile ring assembly; nervous system development; activation of GTPase activity.